This is a messenger RNA of Myotis lucifugus (little brown bat), 1053 nucleotides long. It is a transcript of the gene PTPN20, whose product is annotated as protein tyrosine phosphatase, non-receptor type 20. Gene Ontology annotation, biological process: protein dephosphorylation. Bases 1 to 1041 code for a protein of 346 amino acids. NCBI's taxonomy places the organism in Eukaryota, Metazoa, Chordata, Mammalia, Chiroptera, Vespertilionidae. Gene Ontology annotation, molecular function: protein tyrosine phosphatase activity. The transcript is spliced from 7 exons. The record is from RefSeq and is a predicted model, not a curated record.
AUGUGGACAGCCGAUGACGCCUACCUCAGAGACAAGUGGAUCAGCGAUGAUGAGCUUGCAGGGCCGUCUCAAGCUGUACCCCCGACUGGGCACGGUAUACAGAUUAUUUCUGAAAGGGAUUUAGCUCAGUUGGCUCUGAUUCGGCCAUUAAAAUUCGGUUUUCAAGAGCAAUCAGACAUCAAGAAUGAUUUUCAAAUACUUCAGAAAAGGAUAGAAGAACAAGAAAUCAUUCAGGAGUAUAUGGCUUUGGACAAUAAGAAUAUGAAUUAUGAGUUCAACUGUGGGAAUGAAUCAUGCAACAGAGACAAAAACAGAUAUCGAGACAUCCUUCCAUAUGAUUCAACACGUGUUCCUCUUGGAGAAAACAAGGACUACAUUAAUGCUAGUCAUAUUAGGAUAACCAAUUCUGGAGAAGAGUAUUUCUAUAUUGCUACCCAAGGGCCACUGCCAAGUACCACAGAUGACUUUUGGCAAAUGAUUUUGGAAAAUAACUCUAAUGUUAUUGUCAUGAUAACCAGAGAGAUAGAAGCUGGAGUUCCCAAAUGCCAUCGUUACUGGCCCAUUUCUACGAAGAAGCCUUUGGAACUGAAACACUGUCGUAUCUUCCUGGAGAACUACCAGAUACUUCCAUAUUUCACCAUUCGAAUAUUUCAAGUUGUGAGGAAGUCUACAAGAACUAGGCACUUUAUAAAACAGUUGCAGUUCACCAACUGGCCAGACCACGGCACUCCUGCACCACCAGAGUGUUUCAUACAGUAUGUCCGCUAUGUGAGGAGCAGCCACCUGACAGGACCCAUCGUGGUUCACUGCAGCGCAGGAGUGGGCCGGACCGGGGUGUUCAUCUGUAUGGACGUGGUGUUCUGCGCCAUUGAAAAGAACUUUGCAUUCAACAUCAAAGAUAUCGUGGCCCAAAUGAGAGCACAACGUUAUGGCAUGGUUCAAACAAAGGAGCAGUAUUGGUUUUGUUAUAAAAUUGUGCUUGAAGUUCUUCGGAAGCUUGCGACUUUGGAUUUAGAAAGACUGAAGUUGCAUCACACUUGACAUACCAGGUGG